Molecule: messenger RNA, 1429 nt
Organism: Phodopus roborovskii (desert hamster)
Lineage: Eukaryota; Metazoa; Chordata; Mammalia; Rodentia; Cricetidae
Gene: Prodh2
Product: proline dehydrogenase 2
Exons: 10
Coding region: 1-1371 (456 amino acids)
Cellular component (GO): mitochondrion
Molecular function (GO): proline dehydrogenase activity; FAD binding
Source: RefSeq, a predicted model, not a curated record
AUGCUCUGGGCGCGGCUGCCACUCUGCAGUCACUCCAGGCCCUCUACAGGUGGCUGGCAGCCCCUGCGUUUUGAUGGCGGGGCCUUCCAUCUGAAAGGAACAGCCAAGCUGGCGCGGGCUCUGCUGGUGCUUCGCCUGUGCGCCUGGCCCCCUUUGGUCACACAUGGACUGGCGUUUCAGGCCUGGUCUCAGCGACUCCUGGGCUCUCGGCUCUCCCGCGCACUUCUCCGAGCAUCCAUCUAUGGGCAGUUUGUGGCCGGGGAGACAGCAGGGGAGGUGACAGACUGUGUCCAGCAGCUACAGGUCCUGGGACUCCUGCCCCUGCUGGCAGUGCCCACCGAGGAGGAACCAGACUCCACUGCCAAGACCAGCGAGGCCUGGUAUGAGGGGAACCUCAGGACCAUGCUGCAUUGUGUGGACUUGUCGCGAGCUCUCGUGGACACCCGAGGCCCAGCCAGAAACAGCCUCAUGCAGCUGAAAGUGACAGCACUAACCAGCGCCCGGCUUUGUAAGGAGCUAUCAGCUCGGAUCCAAAGGCCAGCAGGCUCUUCGGAGCUGAACCCCGAGAGGCUGGCAGAAGCCAUGGACUCAGGCCAGAACCUCCAGCUCUCCUGCCUCAGCACCGAUCAGAAUCAGCAUCUGCAGGCCUCUCUCAGCCGCUUGCACCGCGUGGCCCAGCAUGCCCGGGCCCAGCACGUGAGGCUCCUGGUGGAUGCUGAGUACACGUUCAUCAAUCCUGCCCUCUCCCUGCUCGUGGAUGCCCUGGCCCUGCGCUGGAACAGACCCGAGGAAGGCGGGCCCUGGGUGUGGAACACUUACCAGGCCUAUCUGAAGGAAACUCAGAAACGGCUGGAGCGGGAUGCUGAGGCCGCACACAAGGCUGGCCUGGCGUUUGGGGUGAAGUUGGUACGAGGUGCCUAUCUGGACAAGGAGAGAGCCAUGACACAGCUCCAAGGGAAGGAAGACUGCACUCAGCCUGACUAUGAGGCCACUAGCCGAAGUUACAGCCGCUGCCUGGAGCUGAUGCUGCGCCGUGUGUCCCUUCAUGGCCCCCUGUGCCACCUCAUGGUGGCUUCCCACAAUGAAGACUCCGUUCACCAGGCAACUAAGCGCAUGUGGGAGCUGGGCAUUCCUCCGGAUGGGCCCGUCUGUUUUGGACAACUUCUAGGCAUGUGUGACCAUGUCUCCCUGGCACUAGGACAGGCUGGAUAUUUGGUAUAUAAGUCUAUCCCGUAUGGCUGCCUGGAGGAGGUGAUCCCCUACCUGAUUCGGAGAGCCCAGGAGAACCGGAGUGUGUUGCAGGGUGCCCGCAGGGAACAGGCAUUACUCAGCCAAGAACUGUGGCGGAGGCUUCUGGGAAGGAAGGUCUGAGGGCUACUCCAUCAGCACCAUUAGGGGCCAUGUGCGCAAUAAAGGUCCCAAGACUCUG